GAAGGGAGUAGAGGCAUGCUGAAUCGUGGAGCAUUCAUCCCAGAUCUCCGGUCUCGAGGCAGCCUAGUCGCAGCCCAAUCCGGGCCCGGGCUUCCCCUGGGCUCAGCUCGGACAGAGCAGCGCCGGCUCAGGCGCGCCGCGGGCACCCGGUGGGGGCCUUUCCUGCCGCCGGCGCCGGGGGCCUUCUACGCCUCCAUCCGCGCCCGAGAACAUGGCGGCGGCUACAGGCAGGGCACGGUCAUUGUGGAGCGCUGGUGGAAGGUGCCGCUAGCGGGAGAGGGCCGGAAGCCGCGCCUGCACCGGCGGCACCGCGUCUACAAGCUGGCGGAGGACACGAAACACCGGCCCAAAGACAACCUGGAGCUCAUCCUCACGCAGUCGGUGGAGGAACUUGGAGUCCGAGGUGACCUGGUCUCAGUGAAAAAAUCUGUAGGCCGUAAUCGACUACUUCCUCAAGGACUGGCUGUAUAUGCAUCUCCUGAAAACAGGAAGCUGUUUGAAGAGGAGAAAUUGCUGAGACAGGAAGGAAAAUUAGAGAAGAUCCAGACCAAGGAAGGUGAGACGACAGUGAAAUUUCUGAGAAGAUGUCACCUGCAGGUAGGGAUGAAGAACAAUGUCAAAUGGGAGCUAAACCCUGAAAUAGUUGCCCGCCACUUCCUCAGAAAUCUUGGUGUUGUGGUUGCCCCACAUGCAUUAAAGUUACCAGAAGAGCCUAUCACACAGAGGGGCGAGUACUGGUGUGAGGUGACGGUAAAUGGGCUUGACACUGUGAGGGUACCUAUGUCUGUGGUGAACUUUGAGAGGCCCAAGACCAAAAGAUAUAAGUACUGGUUAGCCCAGCAAGCUGCCAGCUCCACAGGCUCCCAGACCAUCUGAACCUGUUCUACCUCGAAAGCAGCAAAGCAGAAUCAGAGGAGAGGUGGAGCGAAGAUGAUGGGCCAGCACCGUGGUGCUGACCCAGCUCUGACCAGCUCUGACCAAACACGGAAUUUUAGAAAGCAUAUGGAGACAGCGACAGCAUACUAGACUGAAUAUACGUUGAAUUGUCCAUAUUUGCCAUCUUCAGCGGUUAUCACAUCUAGCGUUAUUGGGGCAGGCCUACUCCAGAAGUACCAGGCUGUAGAUUUGGUAAGAUAAAUAUUAAUAAUAGACCAAAAUGGUCUAGAUCUGUUUAGCCUCGUCCUACAUCGGAAUUCAUUGGAAUAAAUGAUAGCGAUAGCUCAUUCUCAUCAUCCAAACUAAAUGUUUGUAUCUGAAAAAAAAAUAAAGAGGUUGUGUUCUUUUUA
This is a messenger RNA of Aethalodelphis obliquidens (Pacific white-sided dolphin), 1286 nucleotides long. RefSeq names its product mitochondrial ribosomal protein L9 (gene MRPL9). Gene Ontology annotation, cellular component: ribosome. Lineage: Eukaryota; Metazoa; Chordata; Mammalia; Artiodactyla; Delphinidae. Bases 16 to 876 code for a protein of 286 amino acids. Gene Ontology annotation, molecular function: structural constituent of ribosome. The transcript has 7 exons. Gene Ontology annotation, biological process: translation. The record is from RefSeq and is a predicted model, not a curated record.